CUGUGAUCACACAAGAAUCAUCUCUCCUUAAUCGCUAUAGAGUAAUCAGUUAAAGAGACCAAUGAAGAUACAUCGUGCCAUAAUCCUGGUGACACUCUUGGCCUUGACCAAGACCGCCGUUUCCCAACUUCAAUCGAUUGAGCAGUGCAGAGAGGUGUUCGACAGUUUCAUGCCGUGCAUGGGCUUCGUCGAGGGAAUCUUCCAGCAACCUUCUCCACAAUGCUGCAGAGGCGUGAGCCACUUGAACAACGUCGUCAAGUUCAAGACUCCACGAUCGAGGAAGAAUGAGCAGGGGACUGGAGAGUUAGAGAGAGUAUGUGAAUGCAUAGAGAUAAUGGGAAAAGCAGAUCAUCUUCCUUUUCUGGCAUCCUCCAUCAACAAUCUUCCUCCCCUUUGUUCUCUUUCUCUCAGCUUUCCUAUCUCUGUUGGAAUGGACUGUUCUCAGUUUAGAAACAUGAAGGAACUCGACGCUGAAAAAGUAAACUAGUUACAAGAAUAUAUGAAUAUUGGAAAGGGAAGACUUGUAAUAGCUAUCUGUGUAUGAUAUAUAAUUUAGCUUAUUGUAUUAGUGACUAGUCUAAAAAGCAAGCAAAUGUUAAGUUCUAUA
Molecule: messenger RNA, 607 nt
Organism: Brassica oleracea var. oleracea
Lineage: Eukaryota; Viridiplantae; Streptophyta; Magnoliopsida; Brassicales; Brassicaceae
Product: non-specific lipid-transfer protein 13
Exons: 3
Coding region: 62-487 (141 amino acids)
Biological process (GO): lipid transport
Cellular component (GO): membrane
Molecular function (GO): lipid binding
Source: RefSeq, a predicted model, not a curated record